AUUGACAAUACAAAUGUUAAUAUCAUAUGUUGUCUGAGCCACCAGGCUGGUGAAGUGGAGGGGACCUUUCCCAUUUAUCUUGACAUCACCUUUUCGUACCGUUUUCAACGUUAUUCAAGAUGGCCCAGUGGUUCCAGCUGCAGCAGCUAGACUCCAAGUACCUGGAGCAGGUGGACCAGCUGUAUGAUGAUACUUUCCCUAUGGAGAUCCGCCAGUACCUCAGUGCCUGGAUAGAGAGCCAUGACUGGGACAUGGUGGCCACCAGCGUUUCUCUUGCAGCGGUCCGUUUCCAUGACCUCCUGGCCCAAUUGGACAUUCAGUACAGCCGCUUCGCCCUGGAGAACAACUUCCUGUUGCAACACAAUAUACGCAAGAUUAAACGCAACCUGCAGGACCACUUCCAGGAAUACCCUUUGCAGAUGGCCAUGAUAAUCUGUAACUGUCUGAAAGAGGAGAAGAAGAUCCUGGCCUCCAUCAUCAAAAAAGAGGAUAACGUGGGGUCCACACCAAACAACAUGGUGUUGGAUAAACAGAAGGAGCUGGACAACAACGUUAAAGACCUGAGGAACCGAGUUCAGGAUGCAGAGCAUGAGAUUAAGUCACUGGAGGACCUACAGGAUGAACACGACUUUAAGAAGAAGACCCUGCAGAGCCGAGUGGAACAAGAGGUGAAUGGGAUGGCACAGUUACAGGCGGUACGGAAAGAGAUCCGCGAAGAGGAGAUUGUCAUCAGAAAGAUGUUCAUCAAACUCAACAUAACCAGAGGGGUGGUGGUGAAUCAGAUUUCUGACAUCCUGUGCUUGGCCGAGCAGAUCCAGUUCAACCUGGUGACAGUGGAGGUACCUGAGUGGAAGCACAGACAGCAGAUAGCUUGCAUCGGUGGUCCGCCUAACGCCUGUUUGGACCAGCUACAAAUCUGGUUCACUGCUGUGGCAGAGGGCUUACAGCAGGUGCGUCAGCAGCUGAAGAAGCUCCAGGAGCUGGAACAGAAGUACACGUACGAGAAUGACCCCAUCACUCAGGGCAAAAGCGCUCUGGAGGAACGCGCUCUCACCCUGUUCAAGUACCUCAUUGUCAAGUGAGAUCCGCUCUAUGACACCUACUAUGUGUCUAUGUUCCUGUAGGGAUCACAUACACAUACACAUGUAUUCACUCACUGAAUGGUAGUUAACUUUGCCUGAGACCUGAAGACUUGAGUCAGCUCCCAGUGUUAAUGUCUCGACUCUAGGCUCUGUUCCCCAACUGGCGGCCCGCAGGUGGUUUUAUUUGCUCCCGCAAGUUUUCUAAGCAAAAAAAUUAUUAUUACUAGGU
Salmo salar (Atlantic salmon) is the source of this 1311-nucleotide messenger RNA. NCBI's taxonomy places the organism in Eukaryota, Metazoa, Chordata, Actinopteri, Salmoniformes, Salmonidae. The record is from RefSeq.